Molecule: messenger RNA, 4119 nt
Organism: Drosophila mauritiana
Lineage: Eukaryota; Metazoa; Arthropoda; Insecta; Diptera; Drosophilidae
Gene: l(3)76BDm
Product: trafficking protein particle complex subunit 8
Exons: 8
Coding region: 75-4031 (1318 amino acids)
Biological process (GO): endoplasmic reticulum to Golgi vesicle-mediated transport; protein localization to phagophore assembly site
Cellular component (GO): cytoplasmic vesicle; TRAPPIII protein complex; phagophore assembly site
Source: RefSeq, a predicted model, not a curated record
UCAAGUGCCAUCUCCAGCUGCUCCCCCCAAUUGUUGUGUGGUGUUCUGUAUUUUCUUUGUAAAUAGUUGGAGUAAUGCUGCACCUGACGGGCCAGAGCUACAAUGCCCGCGACAUCAUCCGGAACAUCUUCUCGCCGCUGAUCGGCGUGCUGUCCAGUCCACAGGCGGACGAGAUCUGCCACCGGAACAACCUCUCCUUCGUGGAACUCCUGCAGCCGUUCGCAAAGUUGCCAAAUGAUGCGCACUUUCGCGACGUGUCCGGAACGAGUGUAUCGGUGCGUGGACUCCGUCUCAACUUCUGUGAUGUGGACUGGCGGCCGCCGCAAACUAUUUUGGCCAGGAAGAUGCUCAACGAGUCUGUGACCAACGCCCACAAUGACAAAACCAGACUGGCCACCAUAGCUGGCAUAGACCUUGAGUUACCCACAUCGGAACCUUGGUUCGAGCAGUGGCGUGAGACCUUUUUAACUGUGCAAUUUCCGGCGGAUCAUGAGUUCACCCGCCAUCUAUUAAGCUGUUUGCUAGUGCUUUCCAGCGCAGACCCCCAGAUCGUGGAGACCGCCCACAAACUGGGACAACGUGUGCAGCAGAUGCAGAGCAUCACGCCCCAAAAGCUGCCCAAGUGGUUCCAUCCCACCGAGGUCCUAAAUAGUUACGUGGUGCUGCACGAAGCUAGCCAGGGAGACUUGUCCAAGGCACAGCAGGGAUUCGAGCUGCUUAAAUCUACGUUUGGAGACAGCAAGUGUUUUCUGGUGUCGAUCAACUCGCUGGAUUCCCAGGGUGCAGCUGAGGUUCCAGAUCACUGGGCAACGUUUAUUAAAAGACAACCUAAAAGUGACGCAAAUCUACCCUCCACGGAUCUUAGUGCACCGAAAUCGCCACAGGAAGCAGUUUCUGUCAUAAGUAUGCCUGCCAUGCAAAUGUCACAGCUCCUGGAAGGAGUCAGUGCUCAAGAUAGCGAUCUGGCCAUGCUUCAUCCGCUGAGUCCCAUGCAGGAAAGCGCCACAGAGGCGAUUAAUUCGAAAUUUAGCAUCAGCAGCGAGAGUAUUGCCUCUCAAACAAUCAAUCCCAAUGUUUGGGGAAAUGAAUUAGAGCCGGAUGCACCUCACGGCGGAUGUCUCACCAGUCGGGACAUUGACAACCUACGACACUUUGUGCAGGACUACGCUGUUCGAGCAUUGAUUCCCUAUAUCGAGCAUCUGGUGGCUAUUCUCGCCGAGGGUGUGACGAACAAAAAGGGCGUCAGCAAGUCGCUGUUAAGCGCUACGAAACGAUGGUUUGUCACUAGCAAGCCGGGAGCAGGAGCAAACAAUCAAAAUGCAGUCAUCUACACCAAUGAAUCUGCUGAGCUCCAAACACGAAAGUUGGGCGAUCUCUACUUCAUGUUUGGUCACUACAAUUUGGCUUUCCAAUCCUACCACCAAGCCAAGCGAGACUUCAAUGCGGAUUCAGCGUGGCAAUACUAUGCGGGAGCCCUGGAAAUGGCUGCCUUAUCCGCCUUCAUGCUGGGUACUGCCCAAAGAAAGACAUAUGACUACAUGGAGGAUGCAAUUGUGUGUUAUCUCACAGUGUGCAAAUUGCAGCAAUUUGCUACCAGAGCUACGCUCCUCAGCAUGGAAUGUUUAAAAACAGCGCGACUAUAUAGUGAAGUGGCCAAGCAACUGAUUCGCAUGACCAACGAGGAAUCAGAUCUUCGCUCAGCCCUCUUACUGGAGCAGGCAGCCUACUGUUUUCUGGUGACCCAACCGCCAAUGCACAGGAAGUAUGCCUUCCAUAUCGUGCUGGCCGGGAAUCGUUAUUCCCGAGCUGGACAAAGAAAGCAUGCAUACCGUUGCUAUCGCCAGGCCUAUCAGGUUUUCCAAAAGCGCGAGUGGAGCUUGGCUGAGGACCACAUUCAAUAUACGGUGGCCAAGCAGGCCUACAUGCUAAAACAACUUGAGGAGGCCAGUCGAUCUUUCGCCCAUUUAUUAAGACCUGGAAGCCUUCAAAGUGCCCAGCAGCAGACCAGUUUCUUAAAGGAGUACAUACAGACUCAGAAUGAACUUGUUAAGCGAAGUCCUGAGCUGGGAUUACUACCACAUGCCUUACCCCAAGUAGUGCAAUCUUCCGUUCGUGUUCUUACUUUAGUGCAAUCACCGUCGGCUGUGGCACCUCAUGUGCCGGCCACUAACAUAGACAUCAACUCAAAUCUGACUGCAGAUGAGCCCAUUUGGAACAAGAUUGAAGAGAUGCUUGUGAUCACGGCUGCCAAUAAUAAGCCCUUUGUCUUUAAACCCUCGAGAUACUUGUACACUAAACAGCAGCCUGCAUUGGAAACUCCAGUUGCCGUGCAAGGUGAACCCAUUGAGCUAGCUGUAACCCUCUCAAAUAGCGUUCGAUGUGGAAUAGCCCUAUCCGAGAUUGACCUACUGUGGAAACUCACACUGGACAAUGAUGAGGUGCUCUCCAACGCCUGUACUUAUGAGGAAUCAUCGGAUAGUGCUAAUAAAAUAGCAGUAGGAGCAGCAAUUAAAACGAGCUGCGUGGCUUCCAUCAAAUUGGCCGAACAGGCCGAAGAAACUUUGCACUUUAAGCUGACUCCCAAGUUGACCGGACGUCUGAGUAUUUUGGGAGUCGUUUGUCGAGUAGCAGCCGGUGCGGAUCCUGCAGCCAGUCUCCUGGGUACCUUACAGUUUGAAACCCAAAAGAUCAGGCCUCACAAUGCCAAGCAAUCCUCGCAGACCGUUUUGGACAACAGAUUAACUAUCAAACUGGUUCCUCAACUGCCCGCCAUGAAUGUAAGCUUUACUCCCGUUCCCAGUCGACUGUUGGCUGGUGAAAUUGUUCCCGUUCAUGUAACUCUUCGGAAUCUGGGAAUUGCUCCGAUUGAAGAGAUCUAUUUGGGAUGCGAUAACCCUCGCUGUGUGUCCCUUUUGGAUCAGAACAGCCAAAUGCCACUGGCUAUGAUGAGUUCUCUUCGCAAUCUUUCCAACGACAAGCUAGUUAAGGAUAAGGAAAUCCGAGGACAGCGAGUUUACCGAUUACUUAACCGGCCUGGGCUGGCUGCCCUAGACGCCCAGCAAGUUCAAACCAUCUCCUUGUGGGUGCAGGCUCCACACCAGGCGGGACCCUUUACCUUACGCCUACUAUUUUAUUACUCCUUGCCAACGGUAGCAAAUUCGCCCAUUAAAUAUCGAUUGGUUCGGCAUAUUUGGCAGCUGCAGGUAGAGAGUUGCCUGCAGGCAGACUCCACUUGUGUGGUCAGCAAUGCAGUUACCAAUGAACUGGGACUGGAUGUGAACGUUAGGAACCAGCAUGAAGUGGAGGGAACGGAAGUGUACAUCAACUCUAUUUCAUUGUACUCCAAGGAAUUUAAGUUGAAUCCGGAUAAACUAUAUAUAAUGAACAGUAUGGGAGUCAGCCCGGGACAGGCUGGAGCACAAUGCCUCAAGUCUUCCAUUUGCUGCAAUUUCCAGUGCCGCCUUCUCGAGAAAGAAACACAAGAAUACAAAGACAUUCCAUCGAUUAAAACAUUGCUUCAUUCGCGACUUUCCCAUUUAAAGAUCCUGCCGGCCCAGCACGCUCAGCAGGUGGAGCAGCACAUGCCUCCGAUACACGACCCGCACAGCUUCCUCACCAACGAAGAAACGGUGUAUUUCAAUACCAACAUCUCCUCGGAAGAGUUCAACGCAAGCGUAGCUGACUAUGUACCGCACGCCACAUUGGUCCUAAGUUGGAGCGCCCUGGUAGCUAGGGAGGAGGGGCAGCGCUUGGCCUGUGGCUUGCACUUUAUUAAGCUUUACAAACUAUUUGAGACUGGGCACUGUCCAGCGGCGCCAACAGCUUCUUUCCUUCGAAGAAGACAUUCUUCUGACGACACCUUAGAUAACCGACGGGAGUUUCCACUACCCGAGGGAGCGCUAAAUAAUGAGGAUGCUUGGCAGCCCCUGGCGGAUGCUGAUGAAGAAGACUACUGGGAGCCCAAUGAAAACUAUGUGGGCCAACGGUGUCUACUGGAGGAUGAGAGCUUUGUAAUGGCAGUUAAAGCUUAAUAUGUUUGUCAAGUGGUGUCAUUAAAUCAUUAUAUGUUAUAUGUCUAUCAGUUAUGAUAUGCUAAAAAGUGGUAUUGUCAUUUAGUAA